Molecule: messenger RNA, 2616 nt
Organism: Penicillium cinerascens
Lineage: Eukaryota; Fungi; Ascomycota; Eurotiomycetes; Eurotiales; Aspergillaceae
Product: beta-glucosidase
Exons: 3
Coding region: 1-2616 (871 amino acids)
Biological process (GO): glucan catabolic process
Molecular function (GO): beta-glucosidase activity
Source: RefSeq, a predicted model, not a curated record
AUGGCUCCCUGGACGCGUUUGGCCCUCGUGCCACUUGUCGCACAGGCAGUCCUAGUGUCUCCUAUGCCAGAUGCUGAUCCUGAUACCGUCGAACUGAAUCGACGCGACGCGGCAGAAGGCUAUAACUCCCCUCCGUUCUAUCCCACACCCCAUAGCGGGUGGGAGUCUGACUGGACCGCGGCCUAUGAAAAGGCGCAGCAGGUAGUUGGCAAUAUGACACUAGCAGAGAAGGUCAACCUGACCACCGGGACGGGUUUCUACAUGGGCCCCUGUGUCGGCCAAACUGGCAGUGCGCUGCGGUUCGGCAUCCCGAAUCUCUGUUUACAAGAUUCCCCCUUGGGUAUCCGGAAUUCGGACCAUAAUACCGCAUUUCCGGCCGGUAUCACGGUCGGAGCGACGUUCAACAAGAAUCUCAUGUAUGCACGGGGACGAGCCCUGGGCGAGGAAUCCCGAGGUAAGGGCGUCAAUGUACAGCUAGGCCCCGUGGUUUGUCCACUUGGACGAAAGCCUCGAGGAGGUCGCGGUUGGGAGGGCUUUGGAACGGAUCCCACGCUGCAAGCCUUUGGAGCCGCGUAUACGAUCAAGGGCAUGCAAAGCACUGGUACAAUUGCCACCAUUAAGCACUUUAUCGGCUAUGAGCAGGAAAUGUAUCGCAUGAGCACCGUCCUUACCAAGGGCUAUUCGUCGAAUAUCGACGACCGUACCCUGCAUGAGCUCUACUUGUGGCCUUUUGCUGAGGGUGUCCGUGCCGGUGUCGGCUCUUUGAUGACUGCCUACAAUUCUAUCAAUAGCUCUGCUGCAAGCCAGAACAGCAAGCUCAUUAACGGAAUUCUCAAGGACGAGCUUGGCUUCCAGGGAUUCGUUAUGUCGGAUUGGCUGGGCCAGUACGCCGGUGUGGCAUCCGCGCUUGCUGGUCUCGAUAUGGCUAUGCCCGGUGACGGUGCUGUUCCUCUGUUUGGAGACAGCUACUGGGCCUCCGAGCUGUCUCGUUCUGUUCUGAACGGCAGUGUUCCGGUAGGCCGACUUAAUGACAUGGUUACUCGAAUUGUGGCGGCGUGGUACAAAAUGGGCCAGGAUAAAGACCACCCUCUGCCCAACUUCUCGACCAAUACCCUGGAUAAGACUGGCCCUCUCUACCCCGGUGCUUUAUUUUCUCCCAGUGGUAUUGUCAACCAGUUUGUUAACGUUCAGGCUAACCACAACGUCACCGCGCGAGCUGUCGCCCGUGAGGCGAUUACCCUGCUGAAGAACGAGGAUGAUAUCCUUCCACUUCGACGCAAUGACUCCCUCAAGAUCUUCGGCACAGAUGCAGGUGCUAACCCUGAUGGCCUGAACUCAUGCUCUGAUCAAGGAUGCGACAAGGGAGUUCUGACUAUGGGAUGGGGCAGUGGAACCUCGAGACUUCCUUAUCUCAUCACUCCCCAAGAAGCCAUCGCGAACAUAACUAAGAAUGCUCAGUUCUACAUUACGGACUCGUUCCCCUCUGAUGUGACUGCCGGCGCCAAUGAUAUCGCUGUUGUUUUCAUCAACGCGGACUCUGGUGAGAACUACAUUACCGUCGAAGGCAACCCUGGAGACCGCACCGUGGCUGGUCUAUACGCCUGGCACAAUGGCGACAACCUCGUCAAGGCCGCUGCAGAGAAAUUCUCAAAUGUGGUUGUUGUUUACCACACUGUUGGUCCCGUGAUCAUGGAGGAAUGGAUUAAUCUCGAGUCCGUCAAGGCUGUGCUUGUGGCACACCUCCCCGGCCAAGAAGCGGGCGACUCACUUACUGAUGUUCUUUUCGGUGACUAUAGUCCCAGUGGCCACAUGCCUUACACGAUCCCACGCAGUGAAUCAGACUAUCCCGCUAGCGUAGGCCUUAUCAACCAGCCAUUUGGCCAAAUCCAGGAUACUUUCACCGAGGGAUUGUACGUGGACUACCGCUACUUCAUGAAGGCCAACAUCGCCCCGCGGUAUCCCUUUGGCCACGGACUGUCAUAUACUACUUUCAACAUCUCCAGCCCAACUUUGACCCAGGUGACUGCUCUCGAUAGCGCCUAUCCUCCCGCAGCACCUCCCAAUGGACCCACCCCUGUAUACAACGAUGCAAUCCCUGCCGCUUCCGAGGUCGCCUGGUCAUCCACAAAGUUCACCCGCAUCUGGCGCUACCUCUACCCUUACCUGGACAAUCCGGAGUCCAUUACCGCGUCCGGUGACUACCCCUACCCCGAUGGCUACUCCACAACACCCAAGCCCCGAGCGCGCGCUGGCGGCGGCCAGGGCGGAAACCCGGCGUUAUUUGACGUCUCGUUCUCCGUCAACAUUGAGGUGAAGAAUACUGGAUCUCGGCGGGGUAAGGCUGUUGCGCAACUUUACGUUGAGCUGCCGUCUAGCUUGGGCCUUGACACCCCGCAACUUCAGCUACGUCAGUUUGAGAAGACCAAGGAGUUGGCACCUGGGCAAAGCGAGACUCUCACUCUCACUGUUACUCGCAAGGACCUGAGUGUUUGGGAUGUAGAGGUCCAGGACUGGAAGGCGCCAGUCAACGGCGAAGGUGUCAAGCUUUGGAUCGGUAACAGCGUUGCUGAUCUUCCCAUCGUUUGCACUAUUGGCGAGGGAUGCUCUUCACAGUGA